Messenger RNA from Lathyrus oleraceus (garden pea), 1620 nucleotides. RefSeq names its product transcription factor MYB97. The coding region runs from base 1 to 1620 and encodes 539 amino acids. The transcript is spliced from 3 exons. NCBI's taxonomy places the organism in Eukaryota, Viridiplantae, Streptophyta, Magnoliopsida, Fabales, Fabaceae. The record is from RefSeq and is a predicted model, not a curated record.
AUGGAACACAUGACAAGUAUUGGAGAUGGAGUGAAUGAUGAAAAUGUGUUGUUUGGAAUGAUGGAAAAAGGCGGCGGUAGUGGCGGUGGCGGUGGUGGCGGUUGUAAUAACGAUGACGUGAGUUUGAAGAAAGGUCCUUGGACAACAGGAGAGGAUGCAAUUUUGAUAGAUUAUGUAACAAAACAUGGUGAAGGGAAUUGGAAUGCAGUUCAAAGGAAUACAGGCUUGAAUCGUUGCGGGAAAAGUUGUAGGCUUAGAUGGGCUAAUCAUUUAAGACCUAAUUUGAAAAAAGGAGCAUUUUCUCAUGAUGAAGAGAAACUCAUUGUUGAACUUCAUGCUCAGUUUGGUAACAAAUGGGCUCGAAUGGCUGCGUUGUUACCGGGAAGAACAGAUAAUGAGAUCAAGAAUUACUGGAACACGAGAAUCAAACGUCGUCAACGACAAGGUCUUCCUCUUUAUUCAGACGAACAUGAUCGUCCGAACACACCAACAACACCUUCACCAUGUGUUACACCGACAGGUUCAAAUCUUAACAACAACAUCACGCCAAAAUUCGAGUUUUUCAACCAAUAUCAUCAUCAACAACAACAUCAUCUUCAACAGCAACAGCAACAGCAACAACAACAUCUUCAUCCUUUGUCUCCAACACCAACUCAUCAUCAUUCUCCUCUCUCUUCGCCACUCCAACAUAGACAACAACAACAUUCUUAUUCUCCUCACACAUUCUUAGACACUUCAUCAUCUUCUUCGCAACUUUCCUUCACUUUUCAAAGACCUGCACCACUCUUAUCUACACCGCUUCGCUUCAAACGAUACCGUUCAACAUCAAAUUUUGGACUAAUCCCGAAUUCCAUGACACAAAAUUGCUCUUCUUCACUCAACGAUCCUUCUUUAACUUCUCAUCAUCAUCACGAUAGCUUCCGGUUUCCAAUGCAAUACAACUCAAACUUUCCUCACUAUUUUCAUUCUCCUUUGUUAGAAUCCGAUCUAGCCGUUUCUUCAUCGUCCUCCUCGCCUUUCUCAGCGAAGUUGGAGCUACCUUCAAAUCAAUAUUUAAGAACACACUCAGAACAAGAUGUUAAGCCUAAUAUUGAUUUCAAUGAUCCAAAUUCUUUUCAAAAUAAUAACAGUAGUAUCAUGAUGGGAGAUAUUUUAAUGGAAGCACAAACCCUAGCAUCUGGCCAAAAUUCAAAGAAAAGACAUUACUUAAGCUUAAAUGAAGAAAAUGAUAUGUUCAAUGGAUGUCAAGGCAUUGAUGAUUUUACACUAAGCUCUAUUUAUUGGCCUUCUAAUUCAGGAAUAAAACCAAAGGAAGAAACACCAGACCUAAGCAAAUUUAUGAAUGAUGAAAUGUCAACAAUGCUAACAGUGAUGCCAUCAUCAACAAUGCAAAGUCAAGAUUGGAAUGAUAAUAAUAAUAAUAAUGAUAAUAUUAACGAUAACAAUGCAUCAGAAGUGACCAAUGUUCAAUCUUCUAGUGGUGUAAUGGGAGAUGAAAAUUUUGGACUUGAUAUUAAGCCUAUAGCUUCAUUGUUUCCUCUUACAAAUACUACAAACAAUGAUAAUGGUAAUGAAAACAAUGGUUGCUACACUUGGGACAAUUUAUCUGGACUAUGUUAA